UUGAAACUACAUCUGGCACUGUCUCUUAUUCCUCUCUCAUCGUCUGCCAACAAAUCUCAUUUAUAAUCAGCAUCUGCUUGUGAUCAUACUCACCACCUUGUCACACUCAUCGGGAUUUCACUUAAUUUCGAGUACUGAGAGUUGAUGCCAAUCCGUCGAAUGUGGAAGGUGAUAGUAAGGCACCACGUGGUGAUGGGAAAAGACAUGCCAUCACUUAUCAAUGCGACCACUCAUAAACUUGCACCAGGUGGCCAAGUGACCAACUGGGUUUCAGGAGUCAAGCCCAACGAAAUUGGUGAUUUAUUAGAGUAUGAGGCUACUUGUGCGGGGAAGAAGCAAGACAAAGGAAAACCGAGGGAGCCUACAGCUCCAUUCAUGCAGGCACCGAAUCGGAAAUCCUCCAAGCGCAAAGCUAACGAAAUCCUUGUCUUAGAUGAGGUGCCUGCUCAAAAAAAGGCCAAGAUCGAGCCUUCUGCUGCACCUGUUCGCAGUGUACCUGCCAAGCUCAAACGCCAACAAAAUGUGCCAGUGGACACUACGCUGGAGCACAUGAAAGCAUGUGACGCCUAUCGUACAGUUGACUUACCUGCAGCCAUGCAAGCAGACCAGCGCUGGACAAAGAAAUAUCUUCCUACCAUAUUACUGUGGGCUGGAAGUUAUGAAGACAUCUGGGUUAUCCCAGACGAUGUUCUUCUCCAUCACGCUCAGCUUAUUUUCGAUGCAGUAUACAAAGAUCUUCAUAUUGUUCUCGUUCACAAUGGUGUGGUACAUUCGCUUACUGCUCGGCGCAUCUCAGAAUGGCGCAGUAAUUUUGGCUCAACAGCCAUAGCCAUUAUCAUGGACUUCAUGACAUGCACUUCUGACUGUGCUCCUAGCGAUCUAGCAGCAUCUCUUGUCCACAAUUGGGUCUUCGUAUAUAAGGACCCUGAUAGUCCAUCUCCUCUCACAGCUUACCGCUCUCCCUUCAUCUUACAGCUGCUUGGCAGGGCACACUUCAACGCCAUCAAAGGGUAUGUGAAGGUUCCUGCCUUUGACAUGCAUGAGCUUGUGACGAGCGGGAUGCCACGAGUUCUCGCCCUCUCUACUGUAGCGAUCAAGCAUGCCCUUGUGUUGUUCAAAAACAAACAACUCAAGGUUCAGGACGUUUUGUCGUCCGCAUCAUGCAGCAAAGUGGCCAUCAAACUACCGAAGAUUGUCAACAAAUUGACGGAGAAAAAGACCAAUACUCCAUUUUCAUUUUCGGCGACUCUCUGGUCCAAACCAACCAAGGGGUUUAUCAAGUCGAUUUUGAACAAGCCUGCUGGGUAUGUGGAGGCCACCAUAGAAAUGGCACACACAGCAAAUGGUGCCACUGAUAUGCCGUCGAGCGACGAUGAGGAGUGGUACGAGGAUGAGCGAGCUAUCAUUGGAUAUCGUUUUUGUGGCCAUAGCCAUUCAAUUUGCGGUAGUCUUCAUAAUGCAACUUGAACACAUCCACGUCCAUUCGAAAUCGCUCAUCGAGUCA
Suillus fuscotomentosus is the source of this 1504-nucleotide messenger RNA. RefSeq lists its product as uncharacterized. The transcript has 7 exons. The record is from RefSeq and is a predicted model, not a curated record. The coding region runs from base 145 to 1467 and encodes 440 amino acids. NCBI's taxonomy places the organism in Eukaryota, Fungi, Basidiomycota, Agaricomycetes, Boletales, Suillaceae.